This is a messenger RNA of Apiotrichum porosum, 1389 nucleotides long. RefSeq lists its product as uncharacterized. Gene Ontology annotation, cellular component: elongator holoenzyme complex; cytoplasm; transcription elongation factor complex. The transcript has 2 exons. The record is from RefSeq and is a predicted model, not a curated record. Gene Ontology annotation, biological process: tRNA wobble uridine modification. NCBI's taxonomy places the organism in Eukaryota, Fungi, Basidiomycota, Tremellomycetes, Trichosporonales, Trichosporonaceae. The coding region runs from base 1 to 1389 and encodes 462 amino acids.
AUGCCGUCGUUUACACGCCGCGUCGCCCGCCCAGCCGCCGGACCAAGCACGUCCCAGGGCGGCUCGACCACCUCAACCCCUUCCUCUACACCAUCCUCGCCCUCCGCACCCCUCCCCGGUACCCGACCGUGUCCCUCGGCCCCCACACUCCGCCUCCUUCCAUCAGGCCUUGGAUCGCUCGACGACCUCUUGGGCGGCGGCCUUCCAGUGGGUAACACACUCCUCCUGCUCGCGCCCGACGCACACACAGCCUGGGGCCGGCUCGUCGCUCGUCAUGUCGCGGCGCAAGGUCUGGUGGAUGCGCAGCGAUGUGUAGUCGUCGCCGAGGAUAGCAGCAAGUGGGCGGCUGGGAUGCCAUGGGUGGAUCCCGCUGCGAUCAAGGAUGAGGGAGGGGAGAGCGAUGGAGAAGGUGCUGGAGAUGGCGUGGAGGCCGGCAGGACGAGGAUCGCCUGGCGGUACGACUCGAUGGGCAAGUUCCAGACCACUGUUGGUGCGUCGUCGUCGGUCCUCGCGGCCAACAUCACCCUCCCCUCACCAACGCGGACCCACCUUGAAGCCGAUGGACGGCUAGUCCACCUCGAGCUCGACGACGACGUCUCUACAACCCUCACAGCACUCCAGUCGGCCCUCGACGCUCCCUUCCCCGGCGGCCAGCCUGGCGUCACCCGCGUAGCCGUCGAUUUGGACGGUACGGGCUGGACGACGCAGCAAAUCUCCCGUGCGCUUCUGGGUAUUCGCGCGCUCGUACGCUCCCGUCCAGCCGCAGCGGUCAUCACCCUCCCGCCUCGCCUGAGCACGCCGACGACUGCGGCGUCACUGGGAUGGGCCGCCGACGCGUGUCUCUCGUUUACUGGAUUCGGCGCUACCCCCAACCUUGCAAAGGUGUAUCACCCGGCGCACGGUCUCCUCACCGUCCACUCGUUGCCGACGACACACCACCUCCUCUCCCCUGCUCUGCGGCACUCGACGCUUCUGGGUGUCGGCGACGGUGCGAGCGAGAACAACCUCGGGUUCAGGUUGAAGCGGAAGCGCUUCGUCAUUGAGACGGUCCACCUCGGCAUCGAGGGUGGAGAGGGCGAGAGGAGGACAGAGCCAAAGCAGAGGGCUGUGGUGCCCGUCCCAGUGGUCGCGCCGGGCACGACGGCGACGGAGGCAGCGGAGGGUGUGGACAGGGUCCAAUUGCCGAGCGCUGCGACUGUGGCAGAGGAGGUCAAAGCCAAGCCCAAGAAGCCCCGCGCGCGAGUGAGGUUUGGUGACGACGAGGUGGCCGUGUCGGUCGGUGGCGACCACAAGCAUGACCACAAGCAUGACCACAAGCAUGUUCACAAACAUGACGCGGCACCGCGCGUGGCUAUCCGUCACGACCGGCCAGACCUGUACGAGUUCUAG